AUGUUUCAAACAAACCCCGAUAUUGAAAUAAAACCAGAUGUAGAUAUAAACGAUAUAAAAGUAGAACAAAUAUGCCGGUGUUGUUUAUCGACAAAUCGACAAAUGGUGAAAAUAGACAAUUUAAAGUAUCUGUUUGUGGAGUUGGCGGAUAUUUUCAUUACUGAGAUGGAUGGUCUACCUCAAGACAUAUGCUGUGAAUGUACUGCAUUGCUAAGGAAGUCAGUUCGCUUCAAAAAGCAAGUCUUAAAAGCACAAGCCAUUCUCUACGACUACCAUAAUAGAUGUGCACCAUUUGCCAUUGAUGGUAAAGACCCAGAGCUAUUGAAAUAUUCAAAGAGCAAUUUAACGGAAACCAAAACACUUAUAAUAAACACAUCUAGUGCUAAGAACAAACUAGGAUUUCAUACAGUACUAAAGCAUGAAAAACAAAUUAAAAAAUCCCUCUUGGACGAUGUACAGCUGGAAUUGAGUCAAAACAAUGAUGAUGAUUGGGGCUUGGAUGUCAAAAAUGAAGAUCCAUCAAAUUUUGAUGACCUCUCCAUGCAUGAAGAUUAUGAUGGAAAUAAGGAUACUGAAGAUUCCCUAGACAAAGGAGACGAUAAGGAGGAAAAAACCACUGAGAGAAAAAGAAGGAUUAAGAACAAGAAUGAUGUUAAAGAAGAUAGUUUAGAUGUCAGUCAAAUAAAGAAACGCAAAACAAGAAGCAAAGUGGACAUUGACGAGACCAAAAUACGUAUAGUCAGGUUGGACCCGGCGGAGCAAUUGAAACAAAAAGAGGAGGAAUGCAAGUCAACCCUAAUGUUCCCUUUUAUAUGCCACUUGUGUUUCAAAGGCUUCAUUUACGAGUCUAAACUGCAAAAUCACAUGAAAAAACACAGUCCUUUGCGCGGCUCAUUCAAAUGCGAGAUCUGUUCAAUGUACUUACCAACUAACUACAGCCUAUCCGUACACACUCUUAUACACACAAGACGUUUUGAAUGCAAACAGUGUGGUCGACGGAUGAUAGAUAAGGACUCAAUUAUAAAUCACUACAGAUCUGAGCACGAAGGUAUAACGACUGUCUUCACAUGUCACAUUUGCGGAAAGAUAUUCAGUAACAACAAAACGCUGCGCGGACACAUACGCAACACGCACACGCUGUCGCGUGUAAAAUGCGACGAGUGCGGGAAGACCUUGGUGAACAGUGACGCACUUGCCGAACAUAAGCUGAUCCACGAAGGAAUCAAGAACCACUCGUGUCCCGUGUGUGGGAAGUCGUUCCGCACUCGGCAGCAGGUCCGCUACCAUCAGAGCAAACACAGCGACGCGAAAGACUACUACUGCGUGGAAUGUGACACUAGGUUUAAAACGUCACAAGCGCUUGCGCAACAUUUAAAAAAAUCCGUUAAGCAUAAGGACGAGCAGAGCCUACUAUACCAAUGCAACCGUUGCGGCAAGCGUUUCGAGACCGAAUCAGCGCUCGGACGCCAUCUGUCCGUCCAACACGACGGCGUCCGCCCGUAUCCGUGCCCGUCGUGUCCGGCCGCGCUCGCGACGCGCUCGUCACUGCAAAAGCACAUCAAAGUGGUUCACUCCGGCGUGAAGGUGCUGUCAAAGCACGUGUGCGAUACUUGUGGAAGGGUGUUCAAUGCGAAGAGCACACUGACGAACCACAUGCGCACGCACACGGGCGAGAAGCCGUACCCGUGCGAGCGGUGCGGACGCAAGUUCGCGCAGCGCACAGCUAUGCGCACGCACAUAAAACUUGUUCAUCUCAAGUUACAUCGAGCCGCUAAGUUGAAACCUAAACAACCAGAUAUAGUAAAGUACAAAGAAGAGUCUCCAGUUGUCUUUGAAUGGCCACGGCAAGCCAACUGCGAGUACUUUACUGUCACAGCGGGGCCAUAG
Leptosia nina is the source of this 1887-nucleotide messenger RNA. NCBI's taxonomy places the organism in Eukaryota, Metazoa, Arthropoda, Insecta, Lepidoptera, Pieridae. The record is from the annotation of a GenBank genome assembly.